Tetranychus urticae (two-spotted spider mite) is the source of this 1560-nucleotide messenger RNA. RefSeq lists its product as uncharacterized. The record is from RefSeq and is a predicted model, not a curated record. NCBI's taxonomy places the organism in Eukaryota, Metazoa, Arthropoda, Arachnida, Trombidiformes, Tetranychidae.
GUUGAAAUGAUUGCAUCGCUUAAAUUAAAUGCGACUACACAUUAGAACAAUUGAUAAGAUCAAAAUUGUUUUUCUCUUUGUUCUCUUUGUUGGUCUUGAUUGUUGAGACCAUCUAACGUUUACGCCAGUUCAAGAUAAGCCUUUAUACCCAUUUAUUAUAACAAUAGUUGUGAUUAUACCAACCAUCUUCAUGACAUUAAUUUACCUGGUUUGUGUGGAGCAGAGGACUCGCCCCUGAUAAUCAAAUUGUCAAUCUAAUUGAAUUCGAUUUGAUUCUAAUUGUGUCAGUCGAAAAUCAAUAGAAUCAAAAUCUCUCUAUUGCCCUGUAAACCAUUGACCAGCUAUACUGUGCGAAUUGAAUAAGUCUAACCAGAUCAAUUAAAAGUAUUUGAGAUUCAGUCGUCUAUUUGGUUAUCUAUUCAGACAGUUAAUAGAUAAUCAAAAAACAAUUCGAUAAAAUAAUAGAAUCACAAACAGUAAAGUUUACCUUGCUUCUUCUUGCUCCAUAUUUACCUACAAAAACCAGGUUAUUAACAAUAAAGAUAAACAUUGAACGUUCUCUUAUCUCUCUAUGGUAACCUUAUCUCCUAAAAUUAGGUGUUGCUGGUUGACAUCUUAAAAGUUAACGUUUCUUAGGCUUUAUAUUGUUUCUUGAAUAACUAAAGUCGACUAAAAUCUGUGAUAAUUUGACUGUUUCAAAGGCUUUAAUUGUUUAAAAUUAAGAUAACUUUAAAAAACUUUUACGUUAUUAACAGUUGCACGAGAAGAUAAUUUGUCGGACAAAGUUUGGUUAAAAUAUUCAAAUUACAUUUGAGUGAAAUCAUCUUGAAUGUAGAUUAAUAAGUUUACUUUUUAUUUAAGUUUCACUUUAUUCUGGUUUCAUCUUCAACACCAUUAUCAUGCCUUUUUAUACAAAAAUAGGAAACUUUGCCGCUGUAACUUGGUGUUCAUUUGGUUCUGCUCUAAUCGGCUUGUUCCUGAUGUUGAUUGGCGGAAUCCUCACUGGUAUUGCUUACACAGAAAUUACUCCACCCGAUUACGAUGAUAAUUACAAGAGGUAUAUUGGAUCAAAUGUAUUAAGAGUUGUCGGACCCUUUUCGUUUGGAUUUGGAGGGUUACUCGUUCUUGGUAGCUGUGGCUUGUUUACAUUUGCUUUUGUAAGUGAAAGUCGGAAACAUCGUGGUAGCGCUGGACACAUUAAUUACGAUUCAAGAAUCGCAGAACCCGAAGUGGAGAAACUCCAGAAUCCAUGAAUGGAUUACUAAUACAGCUUUUUUAUUCCGAUGAAGGAAAACAUUUUAUUUAUCAGUUUACGAUGUAACCCAUCAACAUCUGGAGUGUUUUAAUCCAACUAUAAAGCAUUUUAAUUUUCAUAUCGAAAGCUACCUCACUUUUGAUUACUGAUUUGACAAUUCUUUUGAUAAUAUUACUUAACCAUGAAUUCAAUUUGUAUUGUCAGAUAAUGGUGAUUAGGAAAUCAAAUUCACUGAGUUGAUUGCUGAUCUUUAAAGUAAAGUUUUCUUUUGUAUACUCGCCAAACUUAAUUUAUAAUUUAUUGAU